AUGCUUGGUUUCUCGGAAGAUGAAAUUGCUUAUUUUAUUGCAUUUAUUCGUAUUCUUUCAUACUCUUCGUUUGGCAUGUUACAAAAAUAUUUCGGUGUAAAAGAAACUAUAAUGGUUGGAUUAUUUUUUAAAAUUGUUCAAUUAGCAGCAUUUGGCAUAGCUACAUCAAAUUGAAUUUCUUAUUGUUCUCUUGGUGAAUCCGGUCGUGAUAUACGAAUUUCUUUAAAAGUUGAUUUUGUUGUAUUAGGUGAUGAUGAAAAACGAAUUUCAGAUCGAUUUGGUGAACCUCGAGGUGCAAUUGUUAUAACUGGUGAUUGA
Molecule: messenger RNA, 318 nt
Organism: Rotaria sp. Silwood2
Lineage: Eukaryota; Metazoa; Rotifera; Eurotatoria; Philodinida; Philodinidae
Source: the annotation of a GenBank genome assembly